UCUCUCUCCUCGCCGGCAUCGGCCGCAUCGCGGAAUUCGAAUUCGAACUCGAUUCCUCCCCUCUCGCUCUCCGCCCCCACCCCAACCCCACGGCGGCGAGCGGAGGCUCGGAGAGGGCCCGCCGCCGGAUCGACGGGAUGCAGCAGAGGCCGGAGGACGCCAUGGAGGAGGUGGAGGCCGAGGCCGAGGCGGCGCCCAAGGCGGCGGCGGGGCCGGAGCUAGGGUUCUGGCUCGCGGCGCGGCGGCGGCUCGCCCCAGACGACCCCUUCUUCGCCGCCGGGGACCUCGAGCGCGAGCUCCUCGCCAAGCACGUGGCCUUGGAUCUCUCAGAAGAUGACCGGAACCAGCUUGAGAAGAUGGAAGUAGCCAGCACGUGUACUUUGUUUUGCCCAAUUGCGGGUUGUGGUGUCCAUCUAGAUUGUUUGGAGGACUUUGAGGACCACUAUGUCACUCGACAUACUGCUUCAUGCUCUGUAUGUUCAAGAGUAUAUCCAACUUCAAGGUUGCUAAGCAUUCAUGUGUCUGAGGCACAUGACUCGUAUUUCCAAGCAAAAGUUGCCCGUGGUUUUCCAAUGUACGAGUGUUUGGUGGAGGGUUGUGGGGUGAAGUUGAAGAGUUACAAAAGUCGGCAGCAGCACCUCAUUGAUAAGCAUCAGUUCCCCAAGUCAUUCGAGUUCUUCAAAAAGGCACGGCCCUCCCAGCGCCAGCGUCAGAAGUCCCAUAGGAGGCAAACUGCUCACAAGGGAGAAGAGACAAGGGAUAACUCGAUGGACGUAGAUGGGAAAGGCACAAGGCAAACAAACUGGAGGUAUCGACCAAAGCAGCAUGACCAUAAAGAGUCUAUAGAGAACGACCGUCAGCAUAAGGAGGCGAAGGAAAAUGAAAUGGAGGUCGAACAGAAGAUUGACGGGCUGACUUCUGCCGUGUCGAAACUGAGCACAGCGGAUUCCACCCCUGCAAACGUCACCUUUGGCCACCGUCGCUCUCGUGGCCUUACAUUUGUUCCGAGGUCAAUCAGGCAGAACAAGAAGGCGGCCUCCCAGCCAGAAGCGAAAUGACGGAUACAACAUCAUUUGGUCUUUCGAUGGUUCCAGAAUGGCAGAAUCUGGGUAAUUUUGUAUGGGUGUUUGAUCUUGGAUGCUGUAGCGCGCGCGGACUGGUUUCCACUAAUUAUCCUUGGAUCACGAGGCGGCAAUCGUUUUCUGUCCUGUAACGAAGUUGCUAUGAUGUUCUAUCCAAAACUCAGAAAAUGUGUUAUGCUGAAAAAAAAACUCAGAAAAUGUGAAGGGCCAUUGCUGA
Molecule: messenger RNA, 1299 nt
Organism: Panicum hallii
Lineage: Eukaryota; Viridiplantae; Streptophyta; Magnoliopsida; Poales; Poaceae
Product: zinc finger protein 511
Exons: 4
Coding region: 138-1058 (306 amino acids)
Source: RefSeq, a predicted model, not a curated record